GCUAUAUAAGAAGUCCUGCACUCCUGCUACUUUGUGCAUACGAAAAAUCUUUAAACGAUCUCCGCGGAUACGGAUUCGAGGGAGAAACCCGUAAUCCUAUUGCAUCCGUAGUUUCUUCAUCAACAUCGCCCCAACUAGAAUCAGAACAAAUGGCACAUAGAAUAUUAAGAGAUGUUGAAGCUGAUGGCUGGGAACGCUCUGACUUCCCAAUCAUAUGUGAAUCAUGCCUAGGUGACAAUCCUUACAUUCGAAUGACAAAAGCAAAUUAUGAUAAAGAAUGCAAAAUCUGCACAAGACCCUUCACAGUCUUCAGAUGGAGACCUGGUAGGGAUGCAAGAUACAAGAAAAGUGAGAUUUGUCAAACUUGUAGCAAAUUAAAAAAUGUUUGUCAAGUGUGUCUAUUAGAUCUUGAAUACGGUUUGCCAGUUCAAGUUCGCGAUACUGCACUAAGUAUCAACUCAAAUGAUUCGAUUCCAAAGAGUGAUGUGAAUAGGGAAUACUUUGCAGAAGAACAUGAUCGUAGGGCUAGAGCGGGUUUGGAUUAUGAGUCUUCGUAUGGGAAAGAAAGGCCAAGUGAUACUAUUUUGAAACUGCAAAGGACAACACCAUAUUAUAAGAGAAAUCGAGCACAUAUUUGCAGUUUCUUUAUUCGAGGUGAAUGUACAAGAGGUGCUGAAUGCCCUUACAGACAUGAGAUGCCUGAAACUGGCGAGUUAUCUCAGCAGAAUAUCAAAGAUCGUUACUAUGGAGUUAACGAUCCGGUUGCAUUAAAACUACUAAACAAAGCGGGUGAAAUGCCGUCACUCGAACCCCCAGAAGACGAAAGCAUUCGAACACUAUACAUAGGCGGCCUCGAUGCAAGAGUCACCGAACAAGACCUCCGGGACAGUUUCUACACACACGGUGAAAUCGAAUCCGUCAAAAUUGUCUCGCAACGUGCAUGUGCGUUUAUCACGUACACCACACGCAAAGGAGCUGAAAACGCGGCCAAUGAACUUUCAAACAAACUUGUCAUCAAAGGCCUCCGGUUAAAACUCAUGUGGGGCCGACCACAAGCACCGAAACUAGACAGUGGUGAAGCGCUCCCGAAUGAAGCCCGACAUGUGGAUCAUGCCGGGCUGGUACCCCGUGCGGUUGUAUCGCAGAUACAACCGCCCGGUCAGGACCACCAAAUGCCACCGCCGCCGAUGCAUUAUUUUAACAUCCCGCUGCCAUCGGACCACCAUGGACGGGCGUUUUACCCGUCCAUGGAUCCUCAGAGGAUGGGGGCGGUGAUUCGGAGUCAAGAUGGAAGUGGGGGUAGUGGGUCGGGUGAAAAUAUAAAUCGUGCUUCAAGUGGUGGUGGUCCACAGUAUGCUGCAUAUCCGCCACCACCGCCUCCUCCUCAAGGUGGUGGUGGUGGACGAUAUUAUCAGCAGUAUUAUCCACCGCCACCGUAUGGUUAUGGACCACCACCACCAGUUCCGGGACCGUAUCAACAAUACCCUCCACAGUCUCAUCCGUCCGCAAUGCCACCACCAGGACAAGGUGGUGUUCCGGCGGCUGCAGGAGGGCCGCCUCCACAACAAUGAAGGCAAAAACUUUUGGUCUUAGCUGUCUCAUGAACAUGAAGGGAUUAUACACAUCUUUGUAAUGUUUGUACCUCAGACUGUUGGAUAUAGAAGAGAUGUUUGUUUUUUA
Messenger RNA from Lactuca sativa (garden lettuce), 1680 nucleotides. Its product is annotated as zinc finger CCCH domain-containing protein 40. Gene Ontology annotation, cellular component: U2-type catalytic step 2 spliceosome; U2-type catalytic step 1 spliceosome; Prp19 complex. Lineage: Eukaryota; Viridiplantae; Streptophyta; Magnoliopsida; Asterales; Asteraceae. The record is from RefSeq and is a predicted model, not a curated record. Gene Ontology annotation, molecular function: U6 snRNA binding; metal ion binding; pre-mRNA binding.